This is a messenger RNA of Drosophila hydei, 3091 nucleotides long. RefSeq names its product transcription factor mef2A. The transcript is spliced from 2 exons. The record is from RefSeq and is a predicted model, not a curated record. Lineage: Eukaryota; Metazoa; Arthropoda; Insecta; Diptera; Drosophilidae. Bases 387 to 2366 code for a protein of 659 amino acids.
CUUGGCUCGCGAGCGGACGCUUUAACUCUGUAGCCGAGGCCAGUCGAAACGAGUUUUGCUAACUGUCGCGCCGUCUCGUCUUGUCUCGUUCCCGUCGCUGGCUGCGUCUGCGCCAAGUGUUUCGUAAUUUCGACAGCAACAACAACAACAACAACAGCAACAGUGGCUGCUGGCUGGGCGAGCAACAGUUGUGCCAGUUUCUUUUAUGCAGUUCGCUUUUCAUUUCGUGCGAAUUUUCGUUGCCGCGUGUGGAAAUGUUUUUCGUAAUGGCCGUCUGCAUGCAUUGAAGUGUUGAAACUGCAAACGCGGCCAAGUGAUGUGCGAUACGCACGGUAGACCAGGACAACUGACGCAGCUACCAAGUGAGAUACGAACUCGGCAGGAUUAUGAGAUCGCAUGUGGCCGUUUAUCGUGCACCAGAAAACACAAACGGUUGCCAGUUCGCUAGAUACGCGCUCCACGCGCCACCAACUCGUCAACAACAGCAGCAGCAGCAGUCCCUACAGUCGCACGCUAUUUGGAACACUGCUGCGCCAUCAGCGCCUGCCGCCUGCUAUAAUCUUCGUGCGCAACUGCAUCAUGGCAUAUACCAUGCGGCUGCAGGAGCAGCAGCGGCGCCACAGCCCCAGCAGCUGUUGGUCAAUCAGCAGCGCAUCAAUGAGUGCGCCGGCAUACCGCUCAUAUCGAAUGCCUGCAGUCACUUAACUCCAGCACAGCGUCAUCGGUUGCACCGCAAGUCGGGCAAACCGUGGCCGUCAGCAGGCGCUCAGUCUAUGUCCCAACUGGCGGUGCAUGCGCAGGGUCAGCCGUUGCUGCAGAACAUCAAGCAACAUCAUGUGCAUUUACAGCAGCAACAGUUGUCGCAGCAAUCCUGGCCGGCGCAUGCUGCCAGCUAUCAGCUGCCCAUGCGCAUAAAUAAUUUUCAAUUGGCGGAUAAAUCGCGUAUGUUGCGCUAUCAGAAUUCAGCACCUGCGGUGCUCAGUGCUCAGGAGCAACAGAAGGCACUAAACAGCAUUGGCAACAACAACAACAGCAACAGCAACAACAAUGUCAGCAGCAGCAGCAGUAGCAGCACCAGCAGCAGCAGCAACAACAACAGCCAUUGCGCUGGUCAGGAGGCAACUUCGUCCGUAACGGACACCUGUCUGCCGCGAAUCAUUAAGCCGCGCAAGCGUCGCAAAAAGGAUCGAAAGCCCGCUAAUGGUGUUUUGCUUAAAAUAGAUGCGGAUUUGCCGACCAAACUGCAGCAUCCUAAUCAUCAUCAAGCCAUUAACACAGGCGGCUAUGCGCGGAUGCUGCCCAUGGCCAGAGACAGAGGCAUGCAGCAUGAUCAUAGUCAUGGCGUUUGCUUUUGCCGCGACUGCGAUCCUUUGCGUUCACUGUGGGAUUAUCCGCUGCGCCGCUCGCUGUCCGAUGCCUCCUCCAGUGGGCAGGGCGCUAGUAACUCAAGCAAUUCGUCAACGUCCACGCACUCGGAUAACUCGUGCGCCAGCUCGAUUUGCUCACAGACUAUGCCUAACAAUUUUGAUGAGACGGAACAUUUUGCGCCCAUCACCGGCGACAGCAGUCGCGCCGAAAUUGUGGGCGUCAUUGGCUCACAACGAAGUAGUCACGCCCACACAGCAUCAGCAAUGGCAACGCCAACUGCAACGGCAACAGCAUCAACUCCGGCAUUGUAUCUGAGCGACUCGAGCGACUCGGGCUAUGGCGACAUCCUAAGCGGCAUGAAUAUUGCCAACGAUCUGUUUGCCAGCUGCUUUGGCAAUGCAGCGGCUGCCAACGCAGCUGAGACGCUGCUCGACGAGAGCAUCAACGAGAUUUCGCGCAAGCUGAUCGAAACUUGCGCCGUAAACGAGCCUCCAUCAAAUGAGGUAGACGGCAGCAGCAGCAGCAGUGGCAGUGGCAGCGGGAGCGGCAGUGGCGAUGGCAUUGCUGGCGACAGUGACAGCUGUUCAGCAUCUGCUAGCGACAGUGGCUUGGAUAGUGCUGGCAGCUACAGCUCCGAGGCGCUUGUCUUCAAUUUUGAGCAUUUGAAUUUGAUGGAUAAAAAUUUUGAGACGCCCACGGCUUUGGAUUUUCUCUUAGACUGCAACAACAAUAAAAGCAGCAGCAGCGACAGCAACAGCAACAACCACAGUGCUGACUGCAAGGCAACGGCGCAGCAACAAUUUUAUAACAAUUGCUUUGACUUGGUGUGGUGUAGCAACGGCAAUGGCAACGGCAACGGCAACGCCAAAAGCUGCAACAGCGACAAUAUCGCAAGCCAAAUGACAGCUGGCAAAGGCGGCGACAGCAGCGCCACACCCACAACUUUAAUACUAGGCACAGUUGGAAAAUUGAAGCCAGCAUUUUCCACCAUCUCGUGACGAUAAACUAAUCACACAUCAACGUAAUCCAAACCAAAACCAAAAGCCCACGAAACGAUUUGUUAUCGUUGUUGUUGCUGUUGUUCCAUUUCCCUGUUGGGAUUUACGAUCAACACGCUUCGACGUCCCAUUGGAAAUUUGAGCUAAUUGCCAAGCCGUUUUCAUGUGGGCUGUGUUUGCGUGGGCGUGUGCGUUGCAUAACCCGAACCGUUAACCCACAAAGUUAAGCGAGUUGUCAGCUGAAGAGAAAUUGAAACGAAACAGAAAAAAAAAACAAAUAAAAAAAUAAAAUAUACGAGACAUUGAAAUUAAUGCGCCAUGGGCGCAACAACAACAACAACAUCGUCAUCAUCAUCAACAUUUGGCGAUAUGACUAAAGAUGUCUGCGCUGGAAACCUUGUAGAUCUGCCUAUAUAAAUAUAUAUAUAUACAAAUAUAUAUAUACAUAUGUACAUGCUACUUUCACUUUCACUGCGGCGGAAACGAUUUGUUUUUGCUCCGACAAGCGUCGAUUCAACCACAAAGGCAACAGCAACAACGACGACAACAGCAGCAGCAGCAGAAACAACAACGAAAACUCUUAUGCAGAUUUUUAGCCGCAAAACUUAUAGAAAUCGUGCCUUGACAAGAGGCCCAGCAAAAAAAAAAAAAAAACAAAAUUGUAGAUGCGAAUAAAUACUACACACGGCUACAACUGUGUAUAGAUUUAUCAGUUAGACACUAUA